AGGCAUGUAGCAUUGUCACCUCCAAUGCCCAUCGAACAGGGAACCUAUAUUUUUUAUUUUUAUUUUUUAUUCUCUUUGAGUUCCAGCCUUCCAGGGAACCAAAAUUGUAGAAUCUCACAACAAAUCAAAAGAAUUGUAUGGAUCCCCAAAGGCCAUGGCAAGUACUCAAGUUUGGGCUGGCAGGGCUCUUUAUACUUUCCAUUGGGCUGUCCACAAAAGUUGCAAAUUGUUCCUAACCUGCUCCCAAUCGACUUACCUCCGUCGUCUCGCUGCGGCUUUGUACGCCCGGAAGUAUGCCGCUAAAAUGGGUUUUGCAUUGGCAACCGAAUGCCGGCAGCACUGUUAACAGUCAGAUACUCAACGAGGUUUCGCAAUGUGUUGAGAGUAUCCAUGGCGUUAAAGGGGGCAAGUGGAAAGCUACUCUCACUUUCUACAAACCCAUCCUACGAGACCAGAACUUACCAGCGGCCGAGUUCCCGCGCGACUUUCUCGGAAUUUCGCUGCCGGAGCAACCAAACAAGUAUUAUCUUAUAAUUCGUGGCCAACGGAUCGUCCUGGAAGCUGAUUUUACGAUUCAGGCUAUAAUGGAGAAGCUGCAGUCUUACAAAUUGCGCGUUGCUCUCAAUUUUGAGUACCAGUUAGGGGAUUUCCAACUGAGAGUGGGAAAAGUUGUUCCCAACAAUUCCGAGAAUUUGAGAGGGAUAGUUAUGGAGAUUGAGUAUCUCCCAAUAUCUUCAAUGGAGAAAUCAAGAAAGGUAAUGGAGGAGUUCUUCGAGGUAUGGCAAGAAGCCAUGUCAAAAAGUUCAUUACCAGGUCGUUUCAUGCACAUAGAACCAAAUUUUGCAGAAUAUGGACUGUCGGAUUAUUACACUUCUCAACACACAGCAGUUCAGUAUGCCAACGUGAUGGCUCAACUAAUCGCUACUGUGCAAGCAGUUCAAUCCGCCAGAAAUUAGCUUAGUAAUUGCUUUUAUUUAUCAGUUUGAGAUUAUUAGCCUAUGUAUGCUUAAGUUGCUCUUCUUCUUUUUCGAAUGAUGGAACAUUAGAUGUUACUGAAAGUUUAAAUCCAACAAACAAAGCAGAAACUCGAAAACA
Messenger RNA from Benincasa hispida (wax gourd), 1095 nucleotides. RefSeq names its product mediator of RNA polymerase II transcription subunit 20a-like. The record is from RefSeq and is a predicted model, not a curated record. NCBI's taxonomy places the organism in Eukaryota, Viridiplantae, Streptophyta, Magnoliopsida, Cucurbitales, Cucurbitaceae. Gene Ontology annotation, cellular component: mediator complex. Gene Ontology annotation, biological process: regulation of transcription by RNA polymerase II. Gene Ontology annotation, molecular function: transcription coactivator activity.